AUGGCCACCCUCGACCUGUCCAACCCGGCCCUCGAGCUCUCGUUCCUCCCGACCCAACUCUCCGUCAUCCAGCUCGCGCCGUCUCGAGCGAUCCCGCCCAAGCUCGUCGAGGCCGUCACUUCAGCAGGGCCAGACGACUUUGUGUCCAUCACCCGCUGCCCCGACGAGAUCUCGGUCAUCCUCGCGACGACGCUCCUCGACGAGCUCUACCCUCCAACGGCAAAGGAGCAGCCCGUCGAGUCGCUCGGACCCUGGGUCGCUGUCAAGGUCAAAGGACCGAUGGACCUCUCGCUCACGGGCAUCUUGCACGAGCUCUCGCGCCCUCUCAAGACCGCCAGCGUCCCGAUCUUCGCUUCGUCGACGUGGAACACCGACUACGUCCUGAUCGAGGAGCGCCACAAGGGGGCGGGCCGUGCGGCACUCGAGGAGGCCGGGUGGAAGUUUGCGGCCUGA
Molecule: messenger RNA, 453 nt
Organism: Rhodotorula graminis WP1
Lineage: Eukaryota; Fungi; Basidiomycota; Microbotryomycetes; Sporidiobolales; Sporidiobolaceae
Exons: 2
Coding region: 1-453 (150 amino acids)
Biological process (GO): regulation of intracellular signal transduction; cellular response to L-arginine
Cellular component (GO): cytosol
Source: RefSeq, a predicted model, not a curated record